Molecule: messenger RNA, 5205 nt
Organism: Fukomys damarensis (Damara mole-rat)
Lineage: Eukaryota; Metazoa; Chordata; Mammalia; Rodentia; Bathyergidae
Gene: Btd
Product: biotinidase
Exons: 6
Coding region: 391-1230 (279 amino acids)
Molecular function (GO): hydrolase activity, acting on carbon-nitrogen (but not peptide) bonds, in linear amides
Source: RefSeq, a predicted model, not a curated record
AGUCUUUUACGCCAGAGAGGCACCUUCUACUUGUUUUCAGGGUCUGAGGUACGACUUUAGCAUCAGACACCUGCUCCUCAGUUCCGAUGCUGCACUCCGCAAAGUAGUUUUCUAGCAUCUUCCACCUAGAAGUUCAGGAUCCUCUCGCAGCCGGCAGCCAAGUGACCGAGAGUCACCUAGGGAAAAAACUUCAAAAGCUGCCGCACGCGAGAGGGACAGCCAAUCGCUUUAAGUAUCGGGCGGAGAGGGCGGGGCUUACACGGUCGGCUCGCCCUGAGGUGCGAUGUGAAGACGCCGCUCUCCCGUCGGAGUGCGCCCUUUUCCCUGUGAGGAACCAGGAAGGGGAGUCUUCGCGGGUUCAAGGUGUGAAGGAGAAAAACUAACAGCGGGAUGCGGCCUGCGUCGAGCAGAUUUAUGGUCCGCAUUAUGUCUGGAGCCAGCAGUAAGCUUACUCUUUUCCUCUUCGGCUGUUUUUUGUUUGCCUUGGGAGUCUGCACUGAGGACCACUGCGUAGCUGACCCUCACAAAGCUGACUAUUACAUGGCUGCUGUGUACGAGCACCAGGCUGUCUUGAGUCCGAACCCCCUUGCUCUCAUCGGCCGCAAGCAGGCCUUGGAACUAAUGAACCAGAACCUGGACAUCUAUGAACAGCAAGUGAUGACUGCAGCCCAGAAGGGUGUACAGAUUAUAGUGUUCCCAGAAGAUGGCAUUCAUGGAUUCAACUUUACAAGAACAUCCAUUUACCCGUUUUUGGACUUUAUGCCAUCUCCCCAGCUUGUCAGGUGGAACCCAUGCCUGGAGCCUCACCGUUUCAAUGACACAGAGCCUAGGUCCAAGGAUGCACACGGAUGGAGCAGACUGAAGUCCACCUCCUGCUGCAUGGCGCAGCCUCACUGGAGCCCAGCUCGAGCAGUCACGCAGACAGCUUGUCAGCCGACCUGCAGACAGGUAACUGAGCAAAGGAGUCAAACAGCCCGUGAAAGAGAAGACAUGGCAGAGGGCCGGAGAGUCAUCUUUCCACCGUUCUCUCAGAGGACAGACCUGGUUGGGCCCCAGGACAGAAGUUACCAGAAGGGAGGCUUCACAACUCCAUCUAAGGAAGACCUUUCUAACAGAGCUGCUCAACAACUGAAUGGACUGCUUGGUGAGCAGGAGACAGCUGACCUCAGCCAUAAAGCCUUACAAUACAAGAAACCAAGGAGGAAACACUUGGUACCUCAGCUGGUAUAAGACUCAGUUUUGAGGAUGGAGUAAGAAAGAUGCUAAGAAUACACUGUGUGAUGGCAAGUUGUGAUUAUUCCACAUGGAACUUUUAGUUUACACUCACUAUUUAAAGCCAUGUUAAGCCAGUAAAUAUUGAAAGAGCAAAUGUCUUAAAAUCUUAUUCUACAGCUUCAUUUGUUAUCACAUAUCUAGAUACACCUAUAUUUUAGCCUUCACACACAUAUACAUUUAUUUUAAAAGCCACAUAUGUUUUUGAAAUAGCAAGAUGACUUAGUAUAAAACAACACUGAUAACCACCAUCCAGGUUAAGAAAGAGUACUAUACCAGCGUAACCGAAGUUCCAUGUACUCCCUUCCCUAAUCACUACCUUUUCCCUCCUCCCACAAUGGUAACCACUACUUUGAUCUUCUGUGUUAACCACUUCCUUAUUACGUGUGCUCAAAGACUAAAGUUUUGAAUUUUUUGAGUCUACUAUAGAUUCAUGCAGUAUGUAUACUUUAUAUCUUGCUUUUUUUGCUUACAUUUAUGUGUGUGAGAUGCUGUUGUAGGUAACUGUAGUCAGUUCCUUUUCACUAUUAUAUAAUAUUUCACUGUGUAACUAUGCCACACACUUAUACAUUUUACCUACUGGACAUUUAGCUGUGUCAGUUUUCCCAUUUUUACCAAAGCGAACAACUACUUGAUUACCCUAUAAUGCAACAUGUAGAGGUACCGUGUGUGUGUGUAUUUAUAGGUAUUCAUUAUGUAGCAUAAAUGUACUAAUCAACAUAUAUCAUGUAUUAAUACAUUUUUGGAAAAAAAGACUGCUCAGAAUGACUACAUGCAUGCUUCACUGCCCACAGUUCUUUUAAGGGCUCUUCUAAAGAAGGUUCUGGCUACUGCUACACCUGCUGCUGGUAGGCAGAAUGACCCAUUAGGCUACGAUGCCCUGAAUAAGAGUGGAAAUAUAGAGGGACACGUGCCUCAGGAGAGUCUUCCACUGAGAACACAACUAAAAACAGAUUCCUGUCUUCUGCAUGCUGCCUGGGGUUGGUGUGGUAAGCAAGAGAGAAAUGCAAGAGAGACAAGCUCCUUGGGGAUAUUCCAUGCAAAUAUGAUAGUCAUCUCAUCUGAGAAAAACCAAAGUACCACUAAUCCCAUUUUUAGUGAAUGUAGGUAACUACGUCACUAGAAAUGACUAUAAAGUUAGAAUGAUAUUUACUAUAACUUGUCACCUUCGGACUACAAUUACUAUUAGACAUUACAAAGUGUCUCAGAAGAUACCCAGGUCAUCACAGCUGGGUCUUAUUACCAUUUUUUACUGUCCUUUUUAUUUUAUAAAGAUAACAACAGGUAUUUAAAAUCUCAAAAAUGGUCAACACAGACUUGCAGUAACUAUUGGUGGUAAGUGACUUGGUGUUUUGUAAUGUGGCUAGAAGUAUAUAUUAAUAUUUCUUUUUUUGGUACCAGGGAUUGAACUCAGGACCUUGCGCUUGUGAGGCAGGUGCGGCACCACUGAGCUAAUUCCCCCGCCCUUUAUGUUAUAAUUUUAGGUUCCUUAUUUUCAUCUAUGUAGUGGCUACAUUUCCAAAAAUACAGUUUACUGAUAAUGAAAUUUACUGAUAAUGAAAGUUUUGUUUAAAACUGGGUGAGCCUGAACUUGGCUUCAUAGGUGCUAUCUCCACAUCUAUGGAUCUCAAAUACUACUGAUUCCAAAUCUCUAUGUCCAACUUGUAUCUUGUGAUCCAGACAUCUAAAUUGUGCCUUUUGGGGUUUAUACUGAUGGCCCCAAAUGAACUCAGUUCUAUCCCCUUGUAUUCCUAUCUCAAUUAAUGAUACUUCCAUCUACUCAAGUUCAGCUGGGUCGAUGGUAUGUGACUUCUUCCAACCACCAAUCUCAUCACCCUUUCACCAAGUCCCAGUGAGACCACCCACAUCUUUUCAUCCCCAGUGGUUCUACCUUAAUUCCGGGCACUCUCUGUGUCUCUAACACUUUAUUCAGUUCCCGACUUUAGUCUUGCUCGUCUCCAGACUAACUGCUUUCUUUCUAAUGCACAGAUCCCUUCUUACUGGACCUAAUAUAGUACUUGUAUUCAUCUCAUGUUACAUCUUCUAACAACCUACACUUGCAGCCUGGAAGUUCCCUCCUCAUUUUCUACGUGCCCUUCAGAUUUUGGCUUGGAAAUCUCUUAUUUCGGGAUGCCUUUUCCGAUCCGUAAGAAAAAAGGUUUGAACACCUUCUGAUAAAGUAUCGUAGGUUUACUUCAAGGGCAUCGGGACAGCCUGUUUAUGCUCUUUCUCCAUUUAAGGAACACACUAUCUAUCUCUACUCUACGCCACAGUUUCAGAACUCAGCACUGUGCUUGGUAUAUGCAUUCAAAUUCUCACUGAAAUCCUAAUACGUCCAGGCACUUUACUCAGCACGAGGAAUACAUCAGUGAACACAAAUGACAAAGAUUCUCUACUUUUAUGGAGAUUAUAAGUUGUCUCUAAGGAAAAUAGACGAAAACAGGUAAACAAGGACUGAGAGUGCUGUGGUAGGGGAAUGUAGCAAGUUGCAGUGCAAAAAAAAAGUAAUCAAGAUAGGCUUCAAUGAGAUGAAAUUUGAGCUAAUACUUGAAACAGGAGAGGGAUUCAGUCACAGAAUGGUUAGUGUUUUCCACGCAGAGAAAGCCAAAACAAUGAUCAUACUAUGUGCGCACCCCUAUAACAGAGGAGCUGGUGUGGCAGAAUGAAGCAAGGGAAAGACAAUAUGAGAUCAGGAAAGUAACAGGGUCGAGGAUCUUACAGGUCACUGUAAGAACUAGUUGGUGAAUCAGAUUCAGAGGUGAAACAUGUUCAUAUCAAUUUAAAAAGGAUCCACAAGAGCUGUACCAGAAGAGAAUGCAGAUUUAGAGUAUCCUGUAGGGUGGAAUCCACAGUACAUACUGACGACAGAGUCACUGGGUAUGAGGAAGAAGAAGCAAGGAAAACUCAAAUUCUUUCCACGAGCAGUAAAAAAGACAACUGCCUUCUAUUGGGAUCAGGGUGGCUCUGAUGGAAGUGGGUUUGCGGGGGAAAGGAAGCAGCACUGACAUGUCGUUCACGUCUAGGCGUGUUAGAGCCCGCUGUUUAUUAGACAUUCAUAUGGUGUGGUCAGAGGCAGAUGGACGUAUCAAUGUACAAUAUGAGAUGUUUGGGCCUGCAAUAUAAAUUUGAGAACUCUCGGCAUAUAGUUUUUGUUUGAACUAUAUGAGGUGAACUAGAUGGUCAACGUAGACCGAGAAAGCAAAAAGAAUCUAGGACUGAGUCCUAGAGCCCUCCAGCAGUAAGAAGUUAGAGGAAAUUUUGUAAAUGAAAAAUUGAGAAAGUAUAAUUUGUAAUGUAGGAAGAAAAUUAUCAAUAAAGUAUCAGGUCCUGAAAGCCAAAUAAAGUUUACCAAAAGAAAAGGAGUAAUCAGCUGGCCAAAACCUGAUCUGCCAUGUGGAGGUCCUUUGGUGAUCUUACUAAGAAUGGUUCUGCUGUGUGGUGGAGGCAAAGGCCUAGCGAUUACAGAAGACCUAAUUCCUGAGCAGUCUUGCCGCCACAGGGAACAGAGGAGCAAGGUGGGCGCUGGCAAAAGUAGUGUGAUUCAUGUAUCUUUAAGGUGACAGAACGAGGUGCUGGAAGUGAAGCUCAAGGUAGAGUACUUGUGUAAAGCCAUGGGUAUAUUAGAAGUUAUCUACGGAAGACAGAAAGAAAGCAAGUAAACCAGGACUGCAAUGCUAUGGGAGGGGAGUGUACACUACGUGCCAGCAUGCGCGAACCCUGGGUUUGAUCCCCCAUACCAAAACAAGAUGACAGAACUAACGUUUACACACUGAGGGAGAAUAAUCUUGGAAGAGAAUAAAAAAAUAGUUACUGCAGGACAAAAAAAAAAAGGUUAUUAAUUCUGCCUAAGAAUGAUGCUUAAGUAGGGCCUUAAUAAAUAUUUUUUGAGGCCAGGCAUGGUGACGCACGCCUGUAAUCCAGCACUCAGGGGGC